CCGUACGUCAUGUACUCGAUAGUUGAUGCAAUGCUGAAUCCCGUCCGGAUAUCCUCAUCCUCGCCCCCUCUCUAACACUGCACAUGGUCGACGCUGCAAAAGACCAGAAAGGACCCCAUAAGAUGCCCCAGCUCCCCACGCCCGCGCUUCCCGAGCCCGCGCAUCCAGAGGUAGACUCGAUGCUGAGCCGCCGGUUUGGCAAGGAGAUUGCGAAUUACUACUCCGGCUCCCCGUUAAACCGCGUCGGCUUCCUACGCACAGACAACACGUUCCUCUCGCUCGCACUCCGCCACCCCAGCACGACAGUCCUGCUCUUCAAGAACCUGGAGCCGCUUCUAAAAUCGCCCAGCGAGCUUGCCACCGUAACCUUCGACGACGUCAAGUCCGUCAUCGGCGAUGACCCGUUUGGCCGCCCCGAGGCAGACACAAUCGCCCAGUACAACUCCUCCCUGUACAUCCCGCAGAUCAUCUUCCUCGGGCUGGACGAGCGCAAAGAGAAGGAGGGGUUCGUGUACAGGGAGCAUUACAAGGGGCAGCCGUGGUUUGCCGUGGACGUGACGCCCAAAGAAAGCGUGACAGAUGCGGCGGAGAAGUUGAUCGAGAAGGUGAAGAGCGAGGGUCUGGACUUUUCAAAGGGGCGCAUGAACAUGAGUCUGCACGCGCAAGAAGCCGCCAUCUACGCCGAAGCCCGCCACCUCCUCGACUGGAACGCACGAAACCCCUUCUGCGCCUCCUGCGGCUACAAAACCCUCUCCGUAAACGCUGGCUUCAAACGCACCUGCCCGCCCGCCGACAUCGCAAACGCCGUAACCGACACAAACGCCCGCCCCCCCUGCGCAACACGCACCGGCAUCUCCAACCUCUGCUUCCCGCGCACAGACCCCACGGUAAUAAUGGCCGUCGUCUCCGCAGACGGGCAGCGCAUCCUACUCGGCCGCCAGAAGCGCUGGCCGCCGCACUGGUACAGCACGCUUGCCGGCUUCCUCGAACCCGCUGAGAGCGUCGAAGAAGCUGUGCGGCGCGAGGUGUGGGAGGAAUCCGGCAUUCACCUCGGGCGCGUGGUUAUUCACUCGACGCAGCCGUGGCCGUAUCCGGCGAAUCUGAUGAUUGGCGCGAUUGGGCAGGCGAUUCCUGAGGGGGAGACGGUGCAUUUGGGACAUGAUGCUGAGCUUGAGGAUGCGAAGUGGUUUAGUGCUGAGGAGGUUAGGGAGGCGUUGAGGGUUGGGACGAGUGGGCUGGGAGAGGAUGCGGGGAGUGAGUAUAAGGAGGGGGGGUUGAGGUUGCCGCCUUCGACUGCGAUUGCGAAUCAGCUUAUGACUGCGGUUGUGAAUGGGUUUGCGAGCGGGAGUCCGAUGAUUUAGGGGUGGGAUGUAGAAGGGGAAGAAGAAGAUAUAGAUAGAUAUACGGGGGGGGGGUUGUAGAUGCUAUCAAGUAAAGCAUUCAUUCGCAUCAUUAGAUUCAUGACCUUC
This is a messenger RNA of Dothidotthia symphoricarpi CBS 119687, 1469 nucleotides long. Its product is annotated as peroxisomal NADH pyrophosphatase-like protein NUDT12. Bases 123 to 1361 code for a protein of 412 amino acids. Gene Ontology annotation, cellular component: cytosol. Gene Ontology annotation, biological process: NADP+ catabolic process; NAD+ catabolic process. The transcript has 3 exons. The record is from RefSeq and is a predicted model, not a curated record. Lineage: Eukaryota; Fungi; Ascomycota; Dothideomycetes; Pleosporales; Dothidotthiaceae. Gene Ontology annotation, molecular function: NADH pyrophosphatase activity.